UUUAUUUCCGCUGCAGCAGCGAGGACGGACGGGCACGUCAAAAAAGAAAGGAAAAUGUGGACAGUGAGGACAAACUAAGGCCGGAGAAGGAUCACGGAACCCACCGCCGCCACUCAUCGCCGAGCUCGGUUGCUAGGUAGCGGUUAUCGUUCAAAGCUGCCCCCCGGUGAAUAUUUUUUUUUUACUUUCGUUCAAAAGGGUCGUUUUGAGGUGAUCUCGGGGCAUUUUUUUUGAGGAAGCCAGCUUCCCCCCCCCCCAUCCACCUCCCCCCCUCACACCCCUCCAGCUAGAGAUGGGGACGAGAGCCAGUCGCAUUCAGGAAGACCCGCUUCCCUCUCCUUUCCGAAAAGAUGGCACGAAGAGAGAUUCGUACCGGCGAGCCCGCUGCCCGCGGCCCACCAGCCUCGUCGUGGAUUUCUCCGUGAGCUUCGAGGAGACGGAGGCCAACCAGAGCCGAUCGGAGGAAGGCAGCGACUCGGAUUUGGGGCAGCACGGGGCGAGCGCGGACGGCAGCCCCGCCGACCACCACCACCAUCACCACCACCACCACCACCAUCACCACAGCGGCGGCGGCAGCGGCAGCGGCAGCGGCAGCGUCCCCUCCGGCAUCGGACAGGCUUCGCCCGCCGCGGACGACGACAACAACAGCGACGGGAAGCCCGAGGAGGAAGGCACCAUGAGCCCGGAGGCUCCGGCCGACGCGGAGCUCCAGCCCGGAGCGGAGACAGGCCCCACGCCCCACCGCACUUUCUCCGAGCGGCUGCCCGUGAAUCGGCACUCCUCCUCCCGCAGCGUCGGCCCAAGAUCCGUCCGGGUCCGGGGCACGCACCAGCGGCCGGUGUCCGAGGCUUGGAUCGGCCUUUACCGUGUCAACAAUCGCCAUGGCAAUAUCCGAUGUCCUUUCUGCUCGAAGCCUUUCCCCGGGGGGCGGAUUGAGGAUCACCUGUUGAGCUGCCUCACCUCACCUCCCCUACCGUAUAACACGGAUGUGCUCAGCAAAGACAGCGGAGAGUGCUCUAUCUGUUUGGAGGAUCUGGUUCAGGGAGAGACCAUCGCCAGACUGGCUUGCCUCUGCGUCUACCAUAAGAGCUGCAUCGACUCCUGGUCCAAGGUGAAGCCCUGCUGCCCCGAGCACCCCUUCGAUUGACUCGCGUGUUCUGCCCCAGUGACCAACCCCGACUCAGGAGACUACACUGAAUCCCAAUAAGAUCCUAAUAAACGUGUGUAAUUGAACAAACAAAAAGCUCGCCGUCCCUCUCAGACGCCAGUAUUUCAGCGGACGCUCUCCUCUUGGAAUCGCAGAACCCACAUUUGACCCUCCCACGCCAAAAACUCCACGACGGCCGCUCCAAUUAAAUCUGCCUCGUGUGAACAGAAGUGCCGGUUGUUUAAUCCGCUGAAGAAGAAGAAGAAGAAGAAGAAGAAGAAGGAAAAAAAAAUAAAUAAAUCUUAUCAUCCCGGAACGAUCUUGAACCUGGAAGAAGAAAAAAAAAAAGAAUCACAUUAACUGUGACUCUGGAUCCUCUCCUGUGUAUUUUUAUCUCCUUCCCAACGGGAUAUUUUUAUUUUAUCAAGUAUUUUGCAAAAAAAAAAAAAAAAACAACUAAAAACAAACAAAAAAAAAAACAAAACAAAACAAGAGUAUUGUUCCACGUCACGCAUCGGAUGAAUGUUUUCUUUCCUCGGCUCGCCCCAGAUGAUCCGACCUCACACUGAAAGCGUGAACACAUGGACGUUGCCUCUUUACUUUGAACCAGCCGGAGGGUGAGGGCUUGAUUUUUUUUUGGUGAAAGGGGAGGAGGCUGCUGUUAAUAGAUGUUUUCUGUCAGCGUUUCGGAGGAAGUUUUGGGGGCUAAUUUCUUCUUCUUCUUCUUCUUCUUCUUCUUCUGUUUUUACCCCCCCCCUCCCUCCCCCAGGUCAGUUUCUUGUAGGUUAGCGCUGAGUUUUGAUGAUGUGCUGCUGCUCGGUGACCGUAGUUGCCGUAGUAGCGCCGUUUUGAGCACUUUUUUGUCCGUCGAGGCUUUUUUUUUUUCUUUCUUUCUUUCUUUAUUUUUGUCAUAAGUUCUGGGAUAAGAUUGAGUGUGUUUGUGUUCAGACGACAACGACCAGGGACAAGAUAUGUCCUGAGCAUGACUGUAUAUUCAACUGUGUGUGUGUGUGUGUGUGUGUGUGUGUGUUUACUGUAAAUUGCCCAGAGGUCUGCUUGUUGAAGAAGCGGGUUCAAAGCUUUUCUUUUUUUUAAUUUUAAUUUACUGCAUUUUGGUACUCGACAUGUUCCAGUUUUUUUGUUUUUUCUUUUUCUUGUGUCCCCCCCUCCUCCCGCCUCACUCUCAAACUCUCUACAGGGGUGUAGUCCGGAUUUUUUUUUUUUUUUUUGGACCAGCUCCCGAGUGACAGUUUCGCCAUCUGGCUGCUUUAAUGCCGGAUCGCGGGAGGGGGGAUAAAGGGACGAAUGGAUGGAGGGGUGUUUUUUUUUUUUUUUGGGGCAUGUUUACACCAUGUGGCAUCUGCCUCUCUCCGCAACACUGGAGGCUAUGGACAGCUGAUGGUUAAUUAUUACAUAAGCAGCCCUCUAACCCUCACCCCUCUCUCUCUCUCUCUCUUUUUUUUUUUUUAAAUAAAAAAAAAAAUAGGAUUUCUGCUAUUAUAUUACAACGUUGCUCAUGAUUAUGUGUUAAACAGCUUUCUUUUUGCCUUUUCUUUUGCGUGUCUUUUGCGAUUGCCUUUGAAUGGUGACGGGGUGGUGGUUGUUUUUUUUUUUUUUUAUAUUUCUUUUUUUUUUGUUGUUUUUUUAAGGGCUGAACCCGAGGUGGUGGUGAUGGUAGCGGCCAAAUAAGCGACGGCUGCUCGUCAAAUGCUGUCUAAGAGACAGGUUGCGGACAGGCCAGUGGAAAGAACAAAAAACAUGAAAUGAAAGGUCAAUCUGUUCCAUGCGAUUAACUCGGUGUGGAUCGGUUUUAGAGGUCCGGUCCCCCCCCCCCCCACUCCCCUCUUCCCCCCCCACUUCUUCCCCAGCCUCUGGGUCUCUUCUCUGUUGUUCUACAGUCUGAGGUGCUACUCCCUGCCCCGCCAAUAGAGGGCGGCCCUGUGCAUGUUUCUCAUAUUUUGUAUUUUGAUGAUAGGACAAAAACAACAACAACGACAAACAAAAAAAAAAAAAAGAUGCCUGAAGUCUUGUUUGUGCGAUUACGGGGGAGGCAUCGAUCACUAGGUGUUAACAUUUGCUGUGGUGAUAAGUUAUGAUGUUGUAUACUUUUGGCUGGGAGGGGUGUGGGGGUGUUUUGUGUGUUUCUGAGGGGUGGUGGCGGCGGCGGCGGCGGCGGCGGCGGUGGUGGUAGAGGAGGUUGAGGAGGUUGGGUUGUCACUAAUGAUAACAAGACAAUCUAAAACCCCACAUUACUCUCUUUUACUUUCCUACCCCCCCUCUAAGAUGUGCGGUGCAAUACCUCAAUUUCUACCAAUGCUAGCUAAAUGCUCUGUGUGUGCGUGUGUGUGUGUGUGUAAACUAGCUCCUCUCCAAUCAAGGAUGGUGUUUUGUAUAAAUGUCCCUAAAUCCACGGCCUGGGGUCGCCGCUGCGUCCGCCCCCGCCAUUCGAGGCCAUUAGACAAGAAUGUUGUUUUUUUUUUUUGUUUUUUUUGUUUUGUUUUUUCAAAGAGUCACCACCGCAGCGGCGUCUGCAUCCACAAGAAAUGGACAAUCUGCCUUUAACUCUGGUAUAAAGACGAAAUUGAAUUUUAUUUAUUAUUAAAUUGUAAAUAUGUAAUGCAAUUUAAGACAGAAAAAGAAAAAUAACGGCUCGGUCCUUGUCUGUUCAAUAUACUGUUUCUAAGCUCCGAUCUUUUGUAUGUCUCAGAAAUUGUUUUUAUAUGUAUUUUUUACAAUAAAUAUGUGUGACAGA
This is a messenger RNA of Mugil cephalus (flathead mullet), 3899 nucleotides long. RefSeq lists its product as uncharacterized. Bases 293 to 1147 code for a protein of 284 amino acids. The record is from RefSeq and is a predicted model, not a curated record. The transcript has 5 exons. Lineage: Eukaryota; Metazoa; Chordata; Actinopteri; Mugiliformes; Mugilidae.